This is a messenger RNA of Clarias gariepinus (North African catfish), 2665 nucleotides long. RefSeq names its product F-box protein 30a (gene fbxo30a). The record is from RefSeq and is a predicted model, not a curated record. NCBI's taxonomy places the organism in Eukaryota, Metazoa, Chordata, Actinopteri, Siluriformes, Clariidae. The transcript has 3 exons. Bases 195 to 2465 code for a protein of 756 amino acids. Gene Ontology annotation, molecular function: ubiquitin protein ligase activity; zinc ion binding; protein binding.
CCGGUCAGUGUAAAUAAACACGAGAGGAACCGGAGAAAAGUAGUAAACUCUGUAAAUAAUACGUUCUUGGUUUAUGUAAUUAAAACGUGUUCGAACAAAAUAGUCAUCAUUAUUUACAAGCACACCGGACAUACUGCCGCAGUUGUUCCUGAGGCAAAGCCACACAGAAAAAACAUUUACAGUUACUAUAUGUUAUGGAGGAGCUACACAUUCAUUGCCAGAAUUGUGUGAACAGAAGAUGCAUGGUGAGACUAGAGCCUGGGGUUUCAUGUGACCUCAUGGGCUGUCCUCUUGUGUGUGGGGCAGUUUUCCACUCAUGCAAAGCAGAUGAGCACCGUUUACUCUGUCCAUAUGAAAGAGUGCCUUGCCUAAAUAAUGGUUUUGGAUGCCCCUUUACUAUUGCCAGAAUGAAAAUGGCACAGCAUCUGGGAAUCUGUCCAGCCAGUGUUGUGUGCUGCACCAUGGAGUGGAACCGAUGGCCUGUUAGCUAUGCUGAUCGUAAAUCCUAUGAAAACUUGAGUAAGGAAGUUUAUGAUGUAGAACAACUAGAUAUGGCAUUGGCCUUGCAAGAUCAGCGCAUGUUACUUGAGUCUCUCAAAGUGACCACCACCGUGGCAAAAACAGUGGAUAAACAAAAUGAGGAAAAUAAAAGAAUGAACUCUACUACUGAAGAAGCAGAUUUAAGCGGUGGACUGAUCGAAAUGGAUGGGGAGACGUACGAUGAACUUUACAAGGCAUCAGUGGAAACCAGCAGAAAUUUAGCAGCAGCUUUAGACAUUCUCAGCAGUGCAAACAAAAGUAUUGACUUGAUCAUGGAAAACCUCAGUGGCAGGAAUGGAGAUAAAAAUGGGGCUUGUCACGGCGGUGUAAAUGGCGAUCAUUGUUUAGAAGAAAAUAAAAUGGACCUUAUGAGGGAAGGUGUCUCAGAUUCAGAAUGUGAGCUGGGAGCUGUAGGUGGAGUAGACUGUGAUUUUCCAGUAGAUUUUGAUGAAGGUGAGAGUGAGUACAAGGAGCAAAAUGCAUUUAAGUCUUUUGAUGAAGAGGAAGAAAUAAAUGGCAAUGUGAAUUUUGAUGGACAUGGAUUUUUAAGUGGAGAGGAUAAUCAAAAUCAUGUUAGACUUGAAAUGCAUGUGGAAAGACCUGUGGUACAUUUAAACAACUUUGCAGAUGUCAGGCCUAUGAUGCCUUAUUAUCCUAUGCCCAUUGUAGCACGGCAACCAGAAAUAGCACAUUCACCCCAGCUGCCCCUACCUCCACCCAUACCUCUGCCUGAUUUAGUACAGAACAAUGUUUUACACCAACUCCCUGUUGAAAUUGAGGACCGGUGGCUGGAGCGCAAGUUGCAGAACCUUCAAGUCCUUAGAGGUAUGAGCGUGUUUACAUGCAAUGGACGAAAGACUCUUCUCCCCAAUCCAUAUGUGUUCCGGGCUAAGAUGGAAGAUAAGGCAGUGGACACAUCUGACUUGGAGGUUAUGGAUGAUCCAAUAGGCCUUCAUGGUAUCGACUUGAUCACUGCUGCUUUACUGUUUUGCCUCGGUGAUUCCCCAGGAGGUAGAGGCAUUUCGGACAGCCGUUUUGUUGAUGGGUAUCGAAUUGACUUUGGCACUCAGACUUUUUCCUUUCCCUCUGCUAUACUGGCCACAAGCACUAUGGUGGGUGAUAUUGCCUCAGCGUCUGCCUGUGAUCAUGCCAGCCCUCAGCUUUCCAACCCAAGCCCUUUCCACACACUUAGACUCGACCUGGUGCUGGAGUGUGUUGCUCGUUACCAGACCAAGCAGCGCUCAAUGUUUACAUUUGUGUGUGGGCAACUGUUUCGCCGUGAUGAGUUCUCCUCUCAUUUUAAGAAUGUCCAUGGGGACAUUCAUGCUGGGCUCAAUGGCUGGAUGGAGCACAGGUGCCCUUUGGCAUUUUAUGGUUGCACCUAUUCCCAGAGGAGAUUCUGCCCCUCUGUGCAGGGCUCUAGAAUUAUUCACGACCGGUACUUGGGUUCGUUUGGUGUGCAGUCUGGCUUAGCUGAACGUCCAGAUAAAGUCCAGCGCUACAGUCUCUCCUACAGUGACCACCUCAGCGGCUUACCCUUUGAGCUACUGCAGCAUGUCGCAAGCUUUUUGGAUGGUUUUAGUCUGUGCCAGCUGUCCCGUGUGUCUCGCACCAUGAGGGACGUCUGUGCUAGUCUGCUAAAAUCGCGUGGUAUGGUGGUCUUGCUUUGGGCAAAGACAAGACGUGCAGACGGAUCUUUCUCAUGGCAAAUUCACGACAAGGUGUGGAAAUUUAGCACAGCCUUUGGAACAGUGAAUGAGUGGAAAUUUGCCAACAUUUCCAGUAUGGCUGACCACCUGAAAAAGUGCAAGUUCAACACCGUGGCCCGUCGAGAGGAAGCCGUCCCUCUGCCAUGCAUGAGUCACACCAAGGAACUGACUAAAGAAGGUCGCUCCGUGUGCUCCAUGCUCAGGCCAGUUUUAUAGGAUAAGCUUCAAAUAGAAAUGUUCUGCUGUAAUAGCUUUCAGUAUGACAGAUGAGUGUGAAGUUUUUAUUUAACACUACUGGAGUUAGAUUUUUUUUUUUACUGUGUCAUAAGAAUUAAAUUAAGCAGAGCCUUAAUGUAAAAACAUCCUUAUUUACAUUUAUUUUCUAAUAAACACAUGCUGGGUUUAUUAUUAUUUUA